AUGGUGUCAAGCAAGGACAUGCGACGACCGGACCUGAUCGUCCCCUAUCAGGAGCCCGCCGCCUCGAGCGACAAGGCCGACUUUUCGUCUACAAUCUCCUCCACGCUGCCCAUGGCUGCCAUGUUUACACGCAACAGAUACAUCGGAUGGGCGGCCGUCGUCUUCACCAUCCAGAAUUGGCUGGGUGAGAGUGAGGAGACGACCAAGAAUUCGAGUACGCCCGGCGUCUUCUCCGUCCUCAUGUCCGUCAUGGCUCUGGGCGUCACCUACAUGCCGCUCUUCCUUCCGCCCAGCCGCAACGCCGCUGGCGGAUCUAGUACCGAAGCCCCUGCGCCCAUUCCGGCCUCAUAA
This is a messenger RNA of Metarhizium brunneum ARSEF 3297, 351 nucleotides long. NCBI's taxonomy places the organism in Eukaryota, Fungi, Ascomycota, Sordariomycetes, Hypocreales, Clavicipitaceae. The record is from RefSeq and is a predicted model, not a curated record.